AUGAAAAAAGAGUUCAUAAAAUCCGGCGACGGUUGGAUUAUUGACGAUGUUGAAAAGUUCAAAGCGUUAGAGAACAUUAUAAACGAAAAUGGUGAGGUAAUAACCACUGGAACGGGAUUUGCUCCACACGUUGUGAGUAUUGGCCAAUGUGGAUACAUGGCAGUUAACAAGUUUUGUGUAGUUAGCUCCCAUAUUUUGGAUGAAAGAAUCCACAAAUAUCACAAGAUCGAAGUCGUUGGUGCAGUUAUUGGAACUAUUACACGUCCACUCAUCUAUGAUUUGCUUGAGGAGAUGGAAUUGAGAAACACUUACAAAAUAACGAUCUAUAACGCGAUGGACUUCAACGAACAAAUUGCUCCAUUCUCUAUUCUAGCCGCAAUCUGGAAGAGUUUAUCGAUAUUUGAAAAACCCGCGGCAACACACAUGGAAGAGGACAGUAUUUGGGGAAAGCUAGCAUUUUUCAAUUAUCUGCUCAACUCCAAAGCGAAGGUCGAAGGAAAAGUUCCUGUGGCCAUAGCGGUCAUAUUUGGAAGUAUUGGAAAUGUUCAUUUGCCUUCACUUGAUGGAGUGGAUAAACAGAUCAGAAAAGUUAAAAGUGGUCCUUUCUCGGAUAAUUAUGACUUAUUAUUCGUCCGCACGAAUUGCCACACAUCCGACUACGAGCCAAAGCAGUUGCGAUCAAGAUUGAAUGAAAGAGUGAAAAUUCUUGUGGAAUGUAUGAAUUCGGAGAGUGAUAAACGUCUCGCCGAUACCGAAAAAGUACCUGCAUUCAUGACUUUUGUAUCUGAAAGAGAGUACGGCUCUGUAACCUUCAACGAACUCCAGUCUAAAAAUUUUGAGCAGGAGUGCUAUGCUGCCCUGGAAAAUGUUCGGAACAAGAGGGAGAACUUUAGAGUCUUCAAAGGCUUUGAAAUUCAGCAAGGAGGAAUACUGUUGGCUCUGAAGAAACAUGCAUUUGAGAAGAACGAAAACUUGUUGAAGGAAAUUUCAAACUCCAUUGUUGAGCACUCAAGAAGAAUCAAAAACGUCACCCAAAUAUCAUUCAAUCUUCUUCAACCUGCACGUGGUGCUUUUCUAAGGGAGUAUGAUCCAACAGCUCCUAAGUUCCGUAUGCCCACCAAUCUUAAACGAGGAAACAAUGGAUUGAGAUCAAAUGUUGAGUCGAACGACGCCAAGAGAAUGAGGAUGGAAGCUUCUGCUACUGAGAGAAGACUGAGAACGGAAAUAUGGAGAAGACAGCGAAUUGAAAGAGCAAGAAACCAGAAUCUGAGAAACGAUGAUGAAUUGUCCAAUGACGACACAUACAGUGAAAUCUCAACUGACGACGAAAGGGACAGAAGUUUUGAUGAGAUUUGA
Molecule: messenger RNA, 1356 nt
Organism: Caenorhabditis remanei
Lineage: Eukaryota; Metazoa; Nematoda; Chromadorea; Rhabditida; Rhabditidae
Exons: 7
Coding region: 1-1356 (451 amino acids)
Source: RefSeq, a predicted model, not a curated record